This is a messenger RNA of Ixodes scapularis (black-legged tick), 609 nucleotides long. RefSeq lists its product as uncharacterized. The transcript is spliced from 4 exons. Gene Ontology annotation, biological process: negative regulation of DNA-templated transcription. Bases 1 to 609 code for a protein of 202 amino acids. The record is from RefSeq and is a predicted model, not a curated record. Lineage: Eukaryota; Metazoa; Arthropoda; Arachnida; Ixodida; Ixodidae. Gene Ontology annotation, molecular function: DNA binding.
AUGAGGUACGCUUACAUCAAAUAUGUUCAAGACGGGAAGCGGGCCGUUCUGCCUGUUUCUCUAAUACAGAGGUUUUGUGCGAAGUCGAACGACGACCUUCCUUCGGCUUCCGUGAAAGCUUACUGGAGAAUGCCGAACGGUGAUGAGGAAGGAUAUUACGAUGCCCAUGUCCUACACCUUGCAGAAACAGAGUCGGAGGUCUGCAGGUACCUGGCCAAAAUUAAACGAGUGUCUGUUCCGGUAAUUUUUACCGAGGAUGGCAAAAUAAAAGAAGUGGAGCGACCCAGGUCCCACGAAAAUGAAACGUCAGGGCCUGCAAAGAAGCAGAGGCCUGCUAAUGGUGCAGCUCCGACUGCCAAAGAAAUGAAGCGGAAAAAAAAAAUAGCCCAGGACCGUCGAAUGGGGGAGUUCUUGCCACCGAAAAGUCGCAGCCGUGCUCCUCAGCAUAGCCACUCAGACACGGACUCAAGUGGUGACGACGAGCUGUGUCUAAAGAGUGAACUCCGGCGAGCCAAAAGAACAAUCAGGCGUUUGGAAGUGAAGCUCGAGCGGUCGGAGCACACAAACCGUCGCCUGACAAAUGCCUUACUGCUGAAGAUUGUUUGCUAA